CUCGCCCGUGUUGUGUGUGUGUGUGUGAGUGUGUGAGUGAGUGAGAGAGCGAGUGAGUGAGUGAGUGAGUGUGUGGGGGGACUUGCUUGUUGUCGGUGACUUCCCCCUCCCCUCCACCCUUACCCCUUCCCUGCCGCUGCUGCAGUGGCCGCUCCCUGGGCCGUAGGAAAUGAGCGAUAACGAUGACAUCGAGGUGGAGAGCGACGAAGAGCAACCGAGGUUUCAAUCUGCGGCUGACAAACGGGCUCAUCAUAAUGCACUGGAACGAAAGCGUAGGGACCACAUCAAAGACAGCUUUCACAGUUUGCGGGACUCGGUCCCAUCACUCCAAGGAGAGAAGCAACAGGCAUCCCGGGCCCAAAUCCUAGACAAAGCCACAGAGUAUAUCCAGUAUAUGCGAAGGAAAAACCACACACACCAGCAAGAUAUUGAUGACCUCAAGCGGCAGAAUGCUCUUCUGGAGCAGCAAGUCCGUGCACUGGAGAAAGCGAGGUCGAGUGCCCAACUGCAGACCAACUACCCCUCCUCAGACAACAGCCUCUACACCAACGCCAAGGGCAGCGCCAUCUCUGCCUUCGAUGGGGGCUCGGACUCCAGCUCAGAGUCGGAGCCUGAAGAGCCCCAAAGCAGGAAGAAACUCCGGAUGGAGGCCAGCUAAGCUCUGCCGGGCAGGCCAGCAAUAAAAACUGUCUGUCUCCUCCGUCGUCUCAUCCUCCUUUCAGUUCAUCCUUAGAACCCUCAGAACCAUUUAAGAGACUCUAUUUUUUCCUUUCUCUAUUUUUUUUUUAAAUUUUAUUUUUACAUAGAAGCUCUUGGACAACAGCUCUCGUUCUCCUUCCCCAUUUCCACUAUUUUUUUUUUAAUGUUUCCCUUCAGGGAUUCCCUGUCCCCACCAGGAAUUUUUAAACCAAAACACCCCAACUUGGCAGCUUUUUCUGUGGAGGACAGACGGCCGGCCGGACCUCUGAGCACAUGGUGUCCUGACCACCCACCAGCUCCUCCAGCCCUGCCGGGCACAGGCCCGGAGGACUCCUGCCCCUCCCAGGCCUCCCCAGGCCACCCUCGCCUCUGUUUGAUAGACUUUGUGAAUCUGUGGACUGCUCUACUUUAAGAAGAUGACUGGUUUAAGAAGUGAUGAGAAUUAAAAAGCUAUUUAUCGCUCCUGUUGAAAGACCAGAUCCUUGAAGAAGUUUGUGGUGUGAAAGGAAGUGGGGACAGAGUUGCAGCACAGUCUUGGGCCUGUUUCACUCCUGCUUCUCUCAGCCAGCCUUCGGGAGGGCCGUGGGACACUCGUGUGGUGUGGGGGACGUCAGCAGUGAAGUGGCCGCCAGAGGGUGCUGGGGGCGGGAGGGCAAGGAGGGAGGAGUGGGUGGGGUAGAGGUUUUGUAUUGAGGGCCAGUGAUGAUGUUUUGAUAUUUAUUUCCUGCUACUGAAAUUUGAAUCUGAGUGAAUUGUCCCUAUUUCUGAUGAUGUCGGUAUUGCAAAGCGACAGAUUCAUAAAGUAAUGAUCAAAUCUUCCUUUCUUUCCGUGUGUAUUUCUAAGAAAUAGAGCCAACUGAUUUUGUAUGUAAAUACCAAGAGCAAUUUACCUGGUACUAAACCCGCACCCCAGUGCGGCCCCUUCCCACCCUCGCCCCACGUCCUUUCUGACUGUUCUGGAACCUGUCCCCACGGUGACCCAGCCCUGGUUCUGGCUGCGGUCAGCAGCUCCCAGUGAAGGGUUUUGUGUGUUUAGGCCUCAUUUCUUUGUCUUUUUCCUACUCCGUUCCUGGCAUUUGCUGAUUUCUAGUGUAUACUCUGUAGUCUCAGUCCGUGUUUGGUUCCAUUCCAUGGAAAUAAAAAGUAUGUUGUACAUACUGCCGAAGAAUUGUCUUGCAAGUUAAGGCUUCCCCCUUUACUAUAAGACUAUAAAUAAAAACUUAUUUUAUCCUU
Eptesicus fuscus (big brown bat) is the source of this 1932-nucleotide messenger RNA. RefSeq names its product MYC associated factor X (gene MAX). Gene Ontology annotation, molecular function: protein dimerization activity; DNA-binding transcription factor activity. Gene Ontology annotation, biological process: positive regulation of transcription by RNA polymerase II. The coding region runs from base 170 to 658 and encodes 162 amino acids. The record is from RefSeq and is a predicted model, not a curated record. The transcript is spliced from 5 exons. Gene Ontology annotation, cellular component: RNA polymerase II transcription regulator complex. Lineage: Eukaryota; Metazoa; Chordata; Mammalia; Chiroptera; Vespertilionidae.